GCGACGGGCUUUACACUGUACACUACUACGCUUCAUCUCCUUCUCUCUCUCUCUCCCCGAAGUAGGAAAAUUUCACGGCGAGACAAUUUGGAAUCUUAUCUCUUGACAUAUCUCCGUCGAUUCUUUUUUUCAAAGGAAGAUGAGUGAGAGUGCGAAGAGGGUCCGAUCAAACAUUAACGGAGUACAUCACCCUGUUGUUGAUUUCUGGCGACGAGAGGUCGGUGGUAUCUCUUCCCGUAAUUUCUCCAAUCGCUUCUCCGCCUCCGAGAAUUUGGUUUUGCGUCUUGAGAUAUACAAGAAGCUAGAGAAGCACAAAGGGUGUGUGAACACCGUUAGCUUCAAUGGUGAAGGAGAUGUUCUGAUUUCGGGUUCUGAUGAUUGGCGUGUCGUUCUUUGGGAUUGGCAACUUGGGAACGUUAAGCUUUCCUUUCAUUCAGGACACGCUAAUAACGUAUUUCAAGCAAAGUUUAUGCCUUUCUCUGAUGAUCGAACCAUUGUUACUUGUGCUGCUGAUGGAAUGGUUCGGCGUGCUAACAUUCUUGAGGGUGGCAAAGUGAAGACGUCUUUCUUAGGUUUGCAUCAAGGAAGAGCUCAUAAGCUAUGUAUUGAGCCAGGAAACCCUCAUGUAUUCUACACAUGUGGUGAAGAUGGAUUAGUACAACGUUUUGAUCUGAGGACUGAAGCCCCUACAGAACUUUUCACUUGCCAGUCAGUUGAUCCUAAGAGGAGGAACAUGGAAGCCAUCCAUCUAAACGCAAUUGCGAUUGACCCGAGAAAUUCUAACCUCCUUGUUGUUGGGGGAAUGAACGAGUACGCUCGUCUUUAUGAUAUCCGUAGAAUUCAGGGUGGCGGUUUAAACGGUUCAACCCCUGCUGCUGAUCACUUUUGCCCUCCACAUCUUAUUGGCAAUGAUGAUGUUGGAAUAACGGGUUUGGCUUUCUCAGAGCAAAGCGAGCUUCUUGUUUCAUACAAUGACGAAUUCAUAUAUCUUUUCACACCCGAUAUGGGAUUAGGGUCUAACCCUAUCCCAGCCUCCUCCAAGAGUAGUGUAUCAAAAUCAGAAUCAGCGUCUUCCUCGAAAGAUGAGAACGAACACUCAGUUCCUAUGGUUUAUAAGGGUCACAAGAACUCUGAGACGGUUAAGGGUGUGACUUUUUUUGGACCUCGGUCUGAAUAUGUGGUUAGUGGGUCAGACUGUGGGCGGAUAUUUACUUGGAGGAAAAAAACUGGGGAGCUAAUCCGUGUUAUGGAAGGAGAUAGGGAUGUAGUUAACUGUAUUGAGCCUCAUCCGCAUAUUCCUGUGCUUGCCAGUAGUGGAAUUGAAAGUGACAUCAAGGUGUGGACGUCAAAGGCAGCUGAAAGAGCUAUAUUACCUGAAAACAUCGAACUGCCCAAGCGAACGCCUAGGAGAUGGAUGUACCGUGUAUCUACACGGCGGGAACUGUUGUCUCAACUCUUCGCGAUGCAAAGCCGAAGAAGCAGUAGUAGUCCAGAGAGAGAAGGAGAACCAUCCCGUGGAAGAGCACUUCUUGAUCUUAUCCGCACCUUCAAUUAUGAGAGCAGCGAUGAGAAUGCAACUGAUGAUGACGAUGGUAAUAGCCAUGAGGACUUCUUCUCUUAAAAACUACUUUGGAAAUGAAAUUUGUAAAUAUAUGUUUCAGUCCCUUUAGAAACCAAACAAAUGCACUCUUUUUUGUUUUUUUGUUCUUCAUCGUUAAAUAAAGUUGCAACGUCAUAAAAAAUUAGC
Camelina sativa (false flax) is the source of this 1747-nucleotide messenger RNA. Its product is annotated as Transducin/WD40 repeat-like superfamily protein. Gene Ontology annotation, molecular function: protein binding. Gene Ontology annotation, cellular component: cytoplasm; Cul4-RING E3 ubiquitin ligase complex. The record is from RefSeq and is a predicted model, not a curated record. Lineage: Eukaryota; Viridiplantae; Streptophyta; Magnoliopsida; Brassicales; Brassicaceae.